AUGAGCAUUAUCCCGACUCAGAUGCGGGACCUUGCACUUGGCCUUGUUGAACCUUGGGAGGUUUACCUGGGCCCACUUAUCCGGGUUGUCCAGUGUGUCCCAAGUAAUUUAGAAAUAUAUUUGGCUGUUCUUAUGUUGACUAAGUCUGUUUAUCGAAAUGAAAUUCUUCUGUUUGUUACAGUGCCCUCACCAGAGCAGAUUGUAAUAACAUCUGAAAACUUCAAAACUGUUGCGCAUUGGCAGUACCCUCCUAUGUCUGAAACUCCUCAUUUUAUUGUGGAGAUCAAACCUUACAAUUCAGGUCGCUAUAAGAACGUAUCGGCUUGUGUGAACACUGCAGCUCACUUUUGUGAUCUCACAAGGGAAAUAGGUGGUGCUUUUGAGUCUCACUGGCUUCAAGUUAAAGCUGUUGUUGGGUCACAACAGUCUCAGUACGUUGAGACAAAUGAGUUUAUUUUGCAAAAGCAUGGAAAAAUAGGACCACCAAAACUGAAUCUCUGGAGGCACGAUGAUGAAAUCAUGGUUGAUAUUUACCAUCCUGCAUUCCCAUCUGAAAAGCUUCUUCCUUGGAUCAGAGAUGUUUAUCCAAAGCUCAUGUACUGGGUGACUUUUUGGGAUAGUAAAAAUCAGAGUAAAGAAGAGUUUCCUGAAGACAACUGUACGAAUUACACAUGUAGCCUUGAGAUCCCAAUUCCUGCUGAAGGUUCCACUUACUGUGUCUCAGCAAAGGCAAGCUUGUAUAAUGACCUGAUGAUUGGCGCCCCAUCAGAAGAAAGCUGCAUUCAUGUUCCUCUCAAGCAGACACUCAGCACACAAACUAUCAUCGUUCUGUGUGUUGUUACUCCGAUCCUGAUUCUGAUGUUGGUAGUAUGUUUUGGCUGCAAGAAACUAAGGAGGAGCAACAUAAAGCUGCCUAAAUCUUUGGUCAGUGUGAUGAUAAACCUGAACACGGAGAGCAUUCUAGAACCAAAAUCAGCAGCAAAAUAUGUAUCUGUAAUAAGCUCUAUGCAGUCGGCACUGCCAGUGAAUGGUGAAGUAAACUUGCUGCAGGCAGAAGAAAAAGAAGAAACAGUUAAUCCUGAGAAUUCCAGGGAAGGAGCAUCUUCUGUGUGUCUUCCAGAGGCAUCAGCUAAACCAGAAGAGGUGUCUGUGGAGGAAAGCAUGGAGAACAUACCUUCUGUUGAUGACCAGAAUCAUCAAGUAAAAGAGAGUUACUUUAUUUCUGACAGCAGCCAAAUGGAUCUAUAUGGUAGCUCUUCAGGUUCAGAGACUUCUGAUGCAGAAAUACAACAAACAAGCAGCUGUGUCAAGUUUUCUGGCUAUGACAAGCCUCACGUUCCAUUAAAUAUGCUAAUAGAUAUUGGUGAAGAACAGCCUGUGAUUGCUUACAGGCCAACUGACCAGGAUAGAUGAAGUGUUCAACCAGAACUGGGGAGGAACAGCAUUAUGGAAGGUUAUGGGAAGUCUGGGUUACGUUGUGACCAUGUACAAAUUUGUACUUGCUCUGAUCCAAACAAAGUAACCAGUACACAAUUUAGUACAGUGGGAUCCUGAAAUGGGACUGAAAGUAGUGCCUCAGAACUGCAUAAAAAGUGGGGAGAAAUUUCAUAAUAAUGAC
Molecule: messenger RNA, 1618 nt
Organism: Indicator indicator
Lineage: Eukaryota; Metazoa; Chordata; Aves; Piciformes; Indicatoridae
Gene: IFNGR1
Product: interferon gamma receptor 1
Exons: 7
Coding region: 1-1413 (470 amino acids)
Molecular function (GO): protein binding
Source: RefSeq, a predicted model, not a curated record